UUCACCCUCUCCAUAUUCUAUAAUAAUACCCUUCUCUAUAACUCUUCCAUUUCUCAUUCAAUUAUUAAUUCCUUUGCUAUAACAAAGUAUAGUUAAGUCCAUAUCUCGCCGUUUACCAUGGACUUAAACUACCCAGAAGAGUGCUACUCCAAGAGCUCAAGCGAAGAAACCAACGAUGAUAUGGGAAUUGGAAGAUCCUAUGAGUGCAUCUAUUGCAAGAGAGGCUUCACCACAGCCCAAGCCUUAGGUGGACACAUGAACAUACACAGAAAAGAAAGGGCAAACAAGACCAAACCCAGUUUCCAACCUCCUUCUUCGAGUUCAAACAACGUUGAUGACAUCAACAACUAUGCAGAUCUCGGGUUCUAUUCACAGAUUCCAAGCCUCUCAUCCACUGCUCCUAUUGAUGCUAAUAGCUACCGUGAAGUUUUCUUUCCUACUACCACUGCAUCAAGUGUUAGGCCUUCUUCCCAUGGUGAGGUUUUGUGUGUGGAAAACCAACGGGGUCAUCACGUGUUUGAGCAAGAUUGGAGGAAGAGAAAUUUGAGCUUGUACAGUACUAAUCCGUUGUGUUUUCAUGAAAUUAAAGAUAAGUUUGAAGAGAGUGAAGAGAAUGGCCUGGAUUUGGAGCUGAGGCUUGGUUAUCUUCCAUAGCAUGCAUAUACACACAUAUAUAUCAUGCUAUAUAUAUCCAUCAAGCAUAUAUAUAGAUGUAUAAUGAUGUAUAUAUCAGAUGGGAGCACGUAGUCACAAGAGAGAAACUAAUUUUGACCAUAUAAUCUAAUGGAUUAUAUGAUCAAGUUAAUUAUUCCUCUUACUUCACACACCUCCAUUUUGAUAUAUAUAGAAUGUAUAUGCCUUUUGGGCUCUAUCUUAAGACAUUUCUAUAGAGAUGCAUCAUGCAUGGCUUGAAGCAGCAGGAAGUCAAAGCUCUUGGGGCUUCUUAUGAGAAAGGUACUACUCAAAUAAUUUUUCUCAUGAAAUAAUGUCUAGCACUGAAUCUCACUACCCAUGAUUUUACACCAGAAGUACUACUGAAGUUACUAAUUAUGUGAAUGUUUCUUUUUGGUACUCAUUUUUGUUCAGUUUUUUGGUACGCAGUUUCUUGCUUGUUAAUUACAAUGAAAAUUAGGUAAUUAUUUAUGAAUUGCAGCUUUUUUUUUUUUAAGAAAUCUCUUAGCAUAUAAUACAAAAACUGUGUCCAUAAUAUAUAGUAAAAUAUAAUUCUGUUUCUCGAC
Glycine soja is the source of this 1238-nucleotide messenger RNA. RefSeq names its product transcriptional regulator SUPERMAN-like. The record is from RefSeq and is a predicted model, not a curated record. The transcript has a single exon. NCBI's taxonomy places the organism in Eukaryota, Viridiplantae, Streptophyta, Magnoliopsida, Fabales, Fabaceae. Bases 118 to 654 code for a protein of 178 amino acids.